CUAAAUUCUCCUCCACAGCAAUAACCAACGCCAAAUUUGUAUUAUUGAUCAAAUUCUUGUGUUCAGUCAACAAUCGAGUUUGACAAACACUAGGCGACCGAGUGAAGGCAAGUAUACACAUUCACUGUGUAUUAUUUUUCAUUAGAACUGAUGAUUUAAUGAAUUCGACUGAACUCGUACUGACUCGAGUCGAGACGUGCACUGCAAUUAACUCGUAACACGGCUAAGAUGGCGAUUGGCGAUCCUGAUGUUUACAGUGCGCAUGUCGCUACUCGCUGUUGGUGACUGCGAAAUUUUUCAGCCAAAACGAACCCAUGAAAAUUGAAAACAGAGAUACAACGCGUCUCUCUUGGUGUGUCAGUCUGCAGAGGCCGGAGGCCCGGGCCGUGUAGUUCUGAAUCUCGAGAAUUUCAGUCUCAAACACAAUUCUGACAGAUAUAAUGCGUGGUAUAUUGAUUCUCGGUUGAGUUGCAUCGCUAAACGCCGGAUGCAUGUUGUUAUAGGUUUAAACAGGGUUUCUUGAUAAAGUAUAAUAUAAGUGAUAUAUUUAAUCAACAAUGACUGAAUUAGUAACAGAAAAUGUGGAAAGCGUGCGUUCUUUGCUUGACCAAAUGAAAAAUUUGAAAAUACUUGAAGAAAAUGAAUUGAGAACAAUUACAGUAAAAAUGAAAGACAAUGAAAGCAGACUUCAACGUCAUACAAAAAACAAAGAGGACUAUUUACGCUAUAUACAUUAUUUGAUAGAUAUAAUGAAACUUGUAAAACAACGAAGAGAGAAAAACAAAACUAAACAAAAAAAAUCUGACAUCGAACUUGCCAUAGCUAAUAAAAUUAACCAUUUGUACAAAGAAGCUUUAGAGAGAUUCUCAGAUGACAUACGCUUUUGGACUGCGUACAUAGCAUUUUGUAAAAGUGUAAAAUUUCAUAAAUGUGUAAACAAAAUUUUAGGGAGAAUGCUUGGGAUUCAUCAAGAUAAACCAAAGUGCUGGCUAACAGCAGCAAAGUGGGAAGUACAAGAAAAUAAUGAUUACAAGACUGGAAGAGAAUAUCUUAUAAAAGGAUUACAUCACCAUCCAGAAUCUCAAAUGCUUCAUACUUAUCUUUAUGAAUUGGAAUUAUCUGAUGCUCUAUCCAAAUUAAAGGAAUGUGAGACUGUCAUAGAUAUAUCUGAUGAUAUUGUAACAGAUAAAAUGGAAAAAAGAUUAGAUUUAAAAAAGGUUAUUCUUGUUUAUGAACAAGCUUGUAAAAAGGUCAAAAACAUAAAUUUCAUGAUUGAUUUAUUGAACCUAACUCAAGUACAUAAUCAUAAAAAAAUGAAAGACUUACAAAUGAGAAUCAUAAGAGAUUUAGUAAAAGGAUUCCCUCAUGAGCCAGCAAUGUGGGAUUUAAUGGCUAGGAGAGAAUUAAAUGGCUUAGCUCAACCAUCACUUAAUGAAAAUGACUCUGUAAUGGAAGUAGAUACUACUGAUCAGUCCUUGAGAGAUAGAAUAUUAAACUGUUAUGAAGUUUAUUUAACAGCAGUUAAAAAAAUAAAAACAAAAGAAAUGUGGUCGUUAUUUCUUGAUUGCUUGAUUGAAAUCAAUCAGGGUGGAACACUACCAAAUUUCAAACGUAAAUUAUUGAAAAAUGCCUUAAAUCAAGGACAUACAGCUGGUGAGCUAGAAGAAAAAUAUUAUGUAGUUUGGAUUGAUUUGAUAACAGCUAAUACAAGUCAAGAUGAAGAAGGGCAGCGCAAAGUGCUGGAGGUUCUACAAAUGUCCAUAGAAACUCUGCCUAAAAGUAUUGAUCUUUGGAAGAGAUAUAUUAAUUACCUUCUUAACAUAGAACAAAAAGAAUUUGCUCUAGAAAAAUUUAAUAUGGCUGUAGCAAUUUUAGGAAAAGACGCAGUUCCUCUGUGGCAAUUGAGAUUCCUGCAUAUUCAAAUCACAAAUCCAGAAGAAUUGCCAUCAUUUUUCCAAGAAGGACUCAAAAGUAUUCCCGAAAUUAGUAAUUAUAUAAAACCAGUUUACAUUGAAUGGAUUGUCUUAAACGAUGAUAUUGAAAAAGCUCGCUCUGUUUAUGAUCAAUUAGUCUUACAGCCCUUUCCUUGUUUGGAGCUUCACAAGAAAAUGGCAUCUCUUGAACUACUUCAGUGCAACAUAUCUUUGCAAAAUGCUCGCAAGCCCUAUGAGAUGAUCACUUUGCAAUUUGGAAAAAAAAGUAAAGAUGUUUGGAUAGAAUAUGUUAAGUUUGAACUCAAGUAUGGAGAUGAAGACAGAGUAUCAAACAUUUAUGAAAGGGCUAUUCAAAAUUUAGAACCAGCUCUUGUGGAAGAUUUUACUAGUGAAUUUAAUUUAGUAAAAGCUAAUCCUGAAUCGAUAACAUUGGAAUUUUAAGUAUCAUGUAUAUAGCAAUGAAUUACGAAAUUUGUAUAAUAUUUCAAUCUGUAUUUUUAUAUAUCGACAUAAAAAAACGAAACAUUUAGUUAUACAAUUUUUA
Trichogramma pretiosum is the source of this 2478-nucleotide messenger RNA. Its product is annotated as U3 small nucleolar RNA-associated protein 6 homolog. The record is from RefSeq and is a predicted model, not a curated record. Gene Ontology annotation, cellular component: small-subunit processome; Pwp2p-containing subcomplex of 90S preribosome. Gene Ontology annotation, molecular function: snoRNA binding; protein binding. The transcript is spliced from 8 exons. NCBI's taxonomy places the organism in Eukaryota, Metazoa, Arthropoda, Insecta, Hymenoptera, Trichogrammatidae. The coding region runs from base 558 to 2375 and encodes 605 amino acids. Gene Ontology annotation, biological process: maturation of SSU-rRNA from tricistronic rRNA transcript (SSU-rRNA, 5.8S rRNA, LSU-rRNA).